Sorghum bicolor (sorghum) is the source of this 1899-nucleotide messenger RNA. Its product is annotated as GATA transcription factor 2. The record is from RefSeq and is a predicted model, not a curated record. Gene Ontology annotation, biological process: regulation of DNA-templated transcription. Gene Ontology annotation, molecular function: sequence-specific DNA binding; zinc ion binding. The transcript has 2 exons. Bases 429 to 1583 code for a protein of 384 amino acids. NCBI's taxonomy places the organism in Eukaryota, Viridiplantae, Streptophyta, Magnoliopsida, Poales, Poaceae.
UAAUGCUAUCUUAUGCACAGCUUUUGUCAAACAUAGUUUUGUGCACACACAUGCACUACUGGUGCCAUCUCUCUCUCUCUCUCUCCUCCCAUCACUACCUCUAUAUUAAUUACUUCGCAACAACCCCUUGCUCUGUUACUGGUGAUCAAGUGACUGGAGCUCCCGAGAGCUCAGCACUAUUUCUUCCCCCUCCUCACACCUCUCCCCGUCUCAGAUCAUCACUCCUUCACUCCAUCCCCUCCUCCUCCUCUCUCUCUCUCCUCUCCCCUCACACACUCUCGUCGUCACUGAGACUAGCAAGGCUAGCUACUAGCUCGUACUGUCACUUGCUCGUUUCAAGGAACUGCCCUGCAGUGCCAAUUAAGUAGCUAGUACGUCGUACGGUUAGCUCGAUCUUUAGCUAACUACUACCUCUUUGAGUUCGCGCGAUGGCGUCGGAGUGGGAAAUGGCCGCCAUGGGGGUGGAGCUCGGCAUGGGAAUGGGCACGUACCACCACCACAACGCCUCCAGCAUCACCACCGCGCCCAUGAGCAGCCACCACAGCGGCGCCGCCAGCUACUCCACGCCGCACCACCACCACCACCAUUACUACGGGAUGCCGCCCAUGGGCGGCGACGCCAUGCGCGUGGACGAUCUUCUCGACCUCUCCACCGGCGCCGGCGCCGGUGCCCACGACUUCUUCCCCACCGCGGCCGCGGCCACUGACAAGGGGCACCAGCACCACUCGGGCGCCAUGGGUGAGCCGUCGCCCACCGCCAACUCCUCGGAUCACCAGACGUCGCUCCUCUCCUUCGCCGAUGAGUUCUACAUACCCAGCGAGGAAGCUGCCGAGCUGGAGUGGCUAUCCAAGUUCGUGGACGACUCCUACUCCGACAUGCCGAAUUACUCGUCGGCCGCGCAUGCCGCAAUGGCGGCGGCCGCGGCUGCUAACGCGGCAGCAGGCAAUGGAGGAGGAGGCACCUCGGCCGGCGGUCAAGACAGCUGCGUCACCGGCGCGGCGCCUGGCCGCGGCGCGCGUAGCAAGCGGUCCCGCGCGACCGCCGCGGCAGCCGCGGCGUGGCACUCCCUCGUGCCGCGCCCGCCGUCGCAGUCGUCGCCGUCGUCGUCCUGCUCGUCCUCGGACUUCCCGUCGUCGAACAAGCCGGGCGGUGCACGGGGCGGCAACGGCAGCCGCGGCAAGAAGAGCCCGGCGAGCCCCGGCGGCGGUCCCGCUGGGGUCGAGGUGGGCUUGGAGGGCGGCGUGCGUCGGUGCACGCACUGCGCGUCGGAGAAGACGCCGCAGUGGCGGACGGGGCCGCUGGGCCCCAAGACCCUGUGCAACGCGUGCGGCGUGCGGUUCAAGUCCGGGCGGCUGAUGCCCGAGUACCGGCCGGCGGCCAGCCCCACGUUCGUGCUCACGCAGCACUCCAACUCGCACCGCAAGGUCAUGGAGCUUCGCCGCCAGAAGGAGCUCAUCCUCAUCCGCGGAAGCCACAGCCACCGUGACGCCGCCGCAGCCGCAGCUGCCGCGGCGGCGGCUGCUGCAGGAUCCGCCGCCGGGCCGAGGCCGGAGCUCAUCUUCCGUGACUACGGCGUGUGUUAAUUAGCUGCAUGGCCGGCAAGCUUGGCAACCGUCUCCGGCACGGAGAGGAAGCUCGAUCGCGUCGUGCAUUGCAUUGCAUGCAUGGAGCUGCCUUAGAUCCUUUUGCGAAAUUCUGCCGUUUCUUUCUUUCUUUCUUUCUUUCUUUCUUUCUUUCUUUCUUUCUUUCUUUCCCUGCGUAUUAUUCCAGAUAUUUUUCAUUUCUCUUUUUGUUAAUUAUUAAAUUGUUGGUACCUACUACCUCCUCCGAUCCCUGCUUCUGAGUUCUACGAGAGAUCAAUGAAUUCUGUUGGUAUAAAUUGUGAUCGAUCAUUUGUGA